UAGUGACCUGGACACGAGAUUAGGGCGAGACGACGCAGUCAAAAGUAAAGAAAACGCACCUUAAAACAAAGAUUCUAUUACGUAUCCGAAAGCGUUCAAGCUUGAAUUGCACACAGAAGGAUCCUUUGCCCUCAUUUAGUACAGCUACCCAUAAACCUUUGAUGCUUCGUCUCUGUCAAUCGCGACUGAUUAAAUCGAUUGGUCGAACAAACUUCAUUUGAAAUAGCGGUGUAGUUAACAAAAACAAAGGUACGAGAAGAGAAUUCUAGUUCGGCUUCUCAAUAAGGCUUUGAAAGAUAGAGGUAUGUUCGAUUCACAAGAGUUUUUUCCUCGUCUUGGAUAUGAGGUUCUUGUCAAGUCAAAGCAAAAAAGUAGGUUUUAUUAUUUCCGCUUCUGACUCUUUCCAUUUUUUUUCGAAAUGCCCUAGUCAGAUCAACAAGAAAUCGAUUUGACAUUCGCGCAGUUUGAGCAUACUGACAUCAAAAAAACAAUUAUAGCUAUAAUAAAUCAUGAUCCUUUAUUAGCAAGAGCACUGAAGAUGGAAUCAUUGGUUACAGAUCAACCAUGGACUGACUCAAUGUUGAACGUAACUAAAUUAGCUCUUUUUUUCACAUACAAUAUAAUAACCGAGGCCGCCAGGCCUAAAGGAGUGAUAAAAUGUUCCGAGGAGGGAACAUGAGAAUCUCUAUUUAUUUUUUUUACAAAAAAGGGAGUGGUCUUCUAUCUUCUCGGCUUCUUCUUGACUGGCUGAGAGUGGAUAGAAAGUCGGGAAUCUUUCCCUUUUUUAUCCCUAUAGGUUUUCAUUGAUCCAAGCUUCCUCUGUUCGUACAAAAGGAAAGGAUCCAGGAUGUUUUUGUGGAGUGCGCGGCUAUUUGCUUAUAUCUUCAUUUGGCCAAGUCCGUUCAUUCCUCACCCUUCGUGAUAGAGUUCUUGCUUUAUGUCCUUCCUCCCACUCCCAAUUGAUUCAUAGAUUCAGGAUUUUGAGCUCGUAUCAACUGGAAGACUCAGACUCCUGUUCUAUCCCCCGUCACCACUCUCUUUCCACUGAUGACUUCCCCGCACUAAAAAUCAUCCAGCUUUGUAGAACCUUUCAGAAGGGAUAGGACAGCCGCAACAAAGAGGGCCUUUCUCGCUGGGCGGCUAGCGCAUCAGAUUCGAAAGUGCUUUGCUUUGCUAAAUCUGUUGCUUAAAUAUAUAGAUAAGUUUUCUAAAUGAGAUUGAGUUCCAUCGGUACUGGUGGUACUGGACAAGCUCUCAGGGAAUAAUCUCCAGUUUAUACCCUUUUGCUAAAGAGGUACCCCUCCCUCCUUCACAACAUAAAAAAAAACCGGCAAGGAAUCGCUAUCGCUACUCCCUCUAUCCAAACCAUACCUGUUGUUAAUUGCUGUGUAUCAAGGCGAGCCGGUACCUUACGUGGAGGCUGCUUUAGAAAAAGCCUCUAGGGGGGUCCCGGCCCAUACCUACCAAGUUUCACUGAUCGCCCUAGCGAACUAAGUCCUUCCGUAGUAGGCCUAGUUUCACCUUCAAGAGAGUAACUAGCAAGAUCCACCAAAAAGACGGAACUACGGGUGAGAGAAGGAACUAUGAUAAAGCUUUAGUGGAGGUGCGCCUUCUUCCCUUCCGGCGAACAGAAAAGAGAGAUACGAAGGAGUAAUGAUGAAAGGUUGAUUGUUCGUAUGUUCAGUGAUGGCGAGCCUUCAACCAAUAAGAAAUACCUAAAAGAAGAUACGUAGGCCUUCAAUCAUGGUGCAAUGAAUAUCGUAGAUAGAGUGAUGGAAGAAGUUCGAUCUCAUAUAGCUAGCUGGAGUCUUUCCUUUUUCAAAGUGAAACAAUUUUCCUUUUACAUUGAGAUAUUGGAAUUGGAUUUUCUUUCACCACUACUAUCGUAACGCACAGAAAACACUGACGUUUCCGCUCGCUUUCAACCACUGCCACUUUACCUGAGCACUGUGACACAGUCGGUCAAGUAUUGAGUUUCUGCUAGUAUAUCAAGAACUUAUGAGAACUGAAAAGAAAAAAACUAGGCAAAGGAAUUCUCAAAGUUCAUUGAGUUAAGGGAGGACCAUUCGUGGGGGGUUCAUGGAAGAGUUGGGUUCGAUUCCCUUUAUACGCGAUGUGGCGAAAAAGACUGAUUCAACGAAAUACCGUGCCUGCAUUAAGAUUUAAAAUGUGUCGUCUACUUCCAGGAAAUGUUCGGAACAGAGAACUUUCUCUAAUCCAACGCCGCAUUCUCCGAAGAUUGAGGAACAAGAGGAGAUCCAUUAAAAGAAAUCUUUCCCAGAGAGAAAAUCUAAAUAGUAACAUCAAAUCACAAACUACACGAAAGUUGUCCCUUUAUUAUGGGGAUUUACCCAUAAGGGAGAUGCACAGAGGAAGAGAACGAACUUCAUAUAUCCCUUUUUUACUCAAUCAAGAAACAAGAUCGGAUGUGAUUCCGGUUUGUCUCCGUUUUAGUGACACUCUUCCUCAAGCAAGGCAGCCGAUAAGUCGUUGAAGGGUUUGUUUGAAUAAUGGACUGGUAACCAUUACUCAUUUGAAAGUUUCCCACGGUGAUCUAAUAUCUUUUCAAGAAAAUGACGCGAGAACCCGCGGUGAAGAAAUAAGGAGAUCUUUCUAUAUCGACAUAUCAGUUGGAAAAAUCAUAGGCAAAUUCCUACCGGUCAGAAUUUGGAGAAGAACAAAAACUGAAUGGUUCCGCUUACUCACAACUCAGAGGGGAUACCGCUUACUACUCAAAUCUGGGUUUUUGCAAGAGUUGCGUUCUUAUAUGCAAGAAGAAGACUUAGAAAGAACAAAGAAGUUUGGAUACGCAAAAGUAUGCUUAGGCAAUUCCUUCGCUGAGCACAACAGAAUGAAGAGGAAUUUGUUUCAUUUCAAAUACUUCUUCUUAUUGAAAAGAAGGAAGGAGGAAGAGGAAAACCGAAAAAGAGCAAUAAGUCCUUUUGUUUACAAGUCUUCUUUAUAUAGAAAUUCGACCUAUUGCUCUGGAUCCCCGUUUACUAGGAAGAUAAGAAUCAAAAGGAUCGAACUACCUACUCAUUAUUCGGAGGUGAAUCAUAGAACACUAAAAGCUGUGGUAUCUUAUGGACCUAACAUAGGUCACAUCCCUCACGACAUAAGAUUGAAAGAUCCAAACCUUCCUCUUCGGAGCGGAAACGGACGUGGCCAAAACAUAUAAAAAAAGAUCGGCCUAGUCGCUCAUAGGGACAUAUCUAUCCGGAUAGAGGAUAGUCUAGAUCAAUUUUUAGAAAAAUCUCUCUCUAUAUAGAUAGGUAUCUCUGUGGAUAGAGAUAAAGAUAGGGAUCCCUAUAAAUCAAAAUAUAUGGAAAAAGUGCACUUUUUGACUACUACUACUAUUUCUUAGACUUUUUCAAGGAAACAUCUUUUUUCGAUUUUGAUUGAAUUGGUCGGAGCGUAGACGAGCGAGCAGAGCCCAGGAAAGAGGUCAGAUCAUCAUAGAGCAGUCGACUAUAAGUAUAAGACUGCUGGCCUGAGAGAAGGCAGUCUCUCUCGGGAAACAUGGCCCAAUUUCUCUUCUUUCUUUUCACACGGGCAACAAUUGGGAAUAAAACAGACCAUGAACAUGAGUUUAAAAUGUAAAAAAAAGGUCUGAAAGACUUAUUCUUUUUUGAAAGGAGGAUAAGAGAAUUUCAAGAUUAUUUUAUGAUGUUAUUAUGUGUUAUUUACUACCUUUGGCUUUGGGAAAAGUUUUCUACUUUGGAAGUUCUUGACAAGUCCCAAGUGGAGGAGAUUAAGAGGUCAUUAAAGAAUUCUUCCUUUUAGUUCUCUUCGAUGUAUCGAUCAUGCAUUCCUAAACCACAUAAGCCGGGGGAGAUGCGCCCCAUUAGACAGCCUCAUAAGGCAGACAUCAUUGUCAUGGAUACGGCUUUUGAACAUCGUUUUUGAAGACAUCUUUCUAACGUACUCCCAUGGGUUUCGAAAAGGGAGAGGAGUCAUCCCCUUUUUCGCUCAUGUUCCAAAAUUGGGAAAGGUUGAUAGACUCAUUCAAGCAGAUAUAGUAGGUUAUUUUUUUAUUUUAAUAUUCAGAUUUGCAUUUCAACAUUAAGCGUGCAUAUUGGGCAAGGUAAUGAUGCCUUCUGUAAUCUGAUUGAAGCUAGUGAUAUCAAAGAUCAGAAUCGAAAAAGUUAUGCAUUCAUUUUUAAAGGAAUACAGCGGGUAAGCCCCUUAUCUCCAGUUCUUAAGAAUAUCUUCUUACAGAAACAUAUCAUGUUGAUUCAUAUUUUGAGUCAAAAGAAGGAAUUUCUUGUUGUUAUAUAUGCAGAUAACUUUGUAUUUGCUAUUAAGAAGGGGCCAGAGUCUGAAAGAGUAAGCCAAAGCUUCCAAACAGAUGUUGAAAGAGUCUUUGGCCGAGCUCAUACUCUUUUUAAAAAGCUUGGAACUCAUUCGCGAAGUCAGUAAACCCUGCUAUAACUAUAUUAGGAGUACUUGUCUCAAUUCACUCAGACGGACUUAUGAAGGCACCCAUGAAUAAAUUCCUCAGAAUGCCUUAAAAACAAAAUAGAAAAAAAAAUUACAAAACAAAAUGCUCAACCUUGAGGAAGUACUUCUCCCUAAGAUACAGACAUAUCUAGCUCUAUAUUGUUUUAGUCAAAAUGAGAAUGACGUCAUUGCAUACUUAAAAGACUUCUUUAGAUACAAAGUUAUAUAACAUUUCGGCAGUUAAAAAAAGAAAAAUAUCAGAAUCAAAGGAAGAAGGACAAAAUC
Phragmites australis (common reed) is the source of this 4725-nucleotide messenger RNA. Its product is annotated as small ribosomal subunit protein uS4m. Gene Ontology annotation, cellular component: small ribosomal subunit. Gene Ontology annotation, molecular function: structural constituent of ribosome; rRNA binding. Gene Ontology annotation, biological process: positive regulation of translational fidelity. The record is from RefSeq and is a predicted model, not a curated record. NCBI's taxonomy places the organism in Eukaryota, Viridiplantae, Streptophyta, Magnoliopsida, Poales, Poaceae.